CUUUUAUUAUUUUCUCAAACGUGUUGUUUGCUGCCUCAUGAGUUUCGUUUCGUUUGUCUUAACAACCAGCUGACCUGAAGGUUGAUAGCUUAGUUUCAUUCAGCUCACAGUUCUCGUUGCCGUUUGGAGGAACAGACUGUCAAAGCAAUGGACUUAUACGACGAAUAUGACUUGUAUACAGCAGACACUGAGGGUCAAGAUGCUGGACCAUCUCUGGAUGACAUGAUGUAUCAAAACUUGACCAUGUGUCAGCCAUACUUACUGUCAGAGGAGGACAUUUAUACAGCUGGUGAUGAAAUGCCUCAACCUUCAGCACCACUGGAUAUCGCUGGAUUUAAAAUCAAAGUGGACUGGACAGAACCAUUUCCAGAGAGAUGGAGAGCAAGAUUACAGAAAGCCCUUCAGAGCUGGUUGUCCAGACUGGAAGGAACAGCAUCAGUCCACAGCGUUAAACUCAUGGAUGACCCAUCAUGUGCGGAGGUGCAGAUAACACCAUCAACAGCUCUAAAGGUUUUAAAAUAUCACAGAACUGCAUCUCUUCACUUUAAAAAUAUUAAGGAUGGUAAAGUUAAAGGAGAUAAGGAAGUGACUGCACACAUUUAUCUGAACGAAGCACAUUCUGUGACUGUAGAAAAGUCCCUGCUGGAGGAGAACAAAGCUUCAUCAUCAAAGGUGAACAACACUAAACCUGUUACUUCAGUAGUAUCAGAAGACACAAACAAUAGUGAGGACGUUGUUGCAGCUAACAGAGCUUCAAAUGAUGUCGAGAUCACAAAAACAUUUAAAAGGACCCCCGAGACCUCAGCUGGACUCACUGUACCCCUCUAUCAGUUCUGGUAUCUGCAUCAUGCUUACAGAAAGGAGGUAGAGAGAAUUGAGAAACAACAUGGAGUCACUAUGCAUGCAGAAGUGUCAGUCUCAUUCAAAUCCACCCAGAGAUCAAGCAGUGAUUCUGUCUCCAAAGCCUCCGAGGACUUUCAGAAACUUGUCAGUAAUUGUGUGGUUAAUUUUAGUGAUGCUGCCAUUAAUCAUAAAGACAUGAAUUUAGAUAUUGUGAAGGAGGCAAUUCAUACCAUCCAGUCAGAGGAGGCAAAGUUGAUGUUGACCAUGUCUGCCAGUAAUUGUCUGUUCUUUGGACCGAAUAAAUUUACAGACCUGAUUAAAAGAGAGACAACAGGAGUGGAACAACAAUUCAAAGAUAAAUCAAACGAAACUGAUGUAGAUAACAACGUUUCUCCACAAGGCAGGUUUUCACUGGACAUGGACACUAAAGACUUUCCGACUCAACUUGAGAUGGACAAGGUUCAUUGGGAUCUGAUGAAUCUUUCCUAUAAAGAACAAUUGUCACAGCUUGAAACAAAGUAUGGAGUGUCAUUUCAUGAAGAAAAACUGCAGAAAAAUGUCAUUAAGGUUCAAGCUCGAUCUAAAGGAGUUCAACAUAUUAAUCUUGAAAGUCAUGCCCUCAGAGCUUUAACACAACUCUACCAGAAACUUGCCUCAGCCACUGUCAGCUGUAAACUCACAACCCCUACAGAUAAAACUGAUGUGGCACCACUAUUAGAGAAACUUCAGCAGCAGCAUCAUUGUGUCGUUGCAGCAGAUGAACUCAGUCCCUGGAGGCUUGUUGGACUGCCAGAACAUCUCGGUCCUGUUAUUACCGAUAUUGAGAAGACACAGAAUGUGUUUGAUGACAAAAUGAAGAAACUGAUUGGAUACUCAGGCGACAUUCCUCAUUCAAGAGAAAUCAACUGGAAUCAGACGCCUGAAUAUGGACCAGGAGCAGUGGGUGGAGCAGAACGGGAUGAGAGAGGGAAUUUAAGAAUGCAAGGCAAAGCAGAUACAGGUUUCAAUGAAGAUUCAGAAGGAAAUUCUAGACAUGACAGUAAAGGUGCUCAUGCUGAAGAGGAGACAUGUACUAUUUGUAUGGACAGCUUCACUGACAAGAGAAAACUGAAAUGUGGACAUGAAUUCUGUCAGGAAUGUAUAAGGAGGUCAGUGGAGAGUCUGGGACCCAUCUGUCCUGUGUGUAAGGAAGUCUUUGGGAAAAUGGAGGGGAACCAACCAGAUGGAAAAAUGCAUGUAACAAACAGCAGAUGGAGUCUCCCUGGAUAUCCAUACUGUGGCACUAUUGAAAUCACCUAUGACAUACCCAGUGGUAUUCAGACGGAGAAGCAUCCAAACCCGGGAAAGCCUUUUCAUGGGACAAAUUGUUGUGCGUACUUGCCAGACAAUGAUGAAGGAAAGGAAGUACUUGCACUGCUGCAAAAGGCUUUUAAACAGAAACUGAUCUUUACUGUUGGGAAAUCUACAACUUCUGGAAUGGAUAAUGUCGUCACCUGGAAUGAUGUUCAUCAUAAGACCAAUAGAAACGGUGGGCCUGAAAGUUACGGCUAUCCAGACCCUGACUACCUGAAGAGAGUAAAGGAUGAGUUAAAAGCCAAAGGCAUUGAAUGAGGUUUUGAUUUGUAUGUUCCCAAAUGCACACCUAAGCCUAAUAUUUUUCAAAUCAUUUAUAGAUUAUUAAAUUUUAAUAUAUAUAUAUAUAUAUAUAUAUAAUAUAUACUAACAUAUAUAGUGACUUUAAGAACUAUUCAGACCCUUGAUUAGUUUACUGAAAAACAAGCUAUAAAUUGAACUUUUGUUUUGUGUGAAACUCUGCAAAUCUGCAAAUGUUAACUCUCUAAAUUAUAUUAAAAUGACUGACUAACAAACAAACAGACAAAACCUGAAACACUAUUAACGGUCAAGAUAAUUAAAUACAUAUUCUAAAAGUAUGUGAUUUCUGACAACGUAUCAUUCUCUAAAGGAAACCUGUAACAAUGAAGAAAUAGCUAUAUCAGUAAGAAAGUAUCUGGAAUGCAAAAGAGUAUGAAGUGUGCACAUACCUGUUCUCACCAUUUGAUCAGUUAUCCAGAAGUGGAGACGACAUCAUCUAGACCAGGGGUGUCAAACUCAUUUAAGGUUGAGGGCCGGAUUGGAGAAAAUGUCCCCUUGUGCGGGUCGGAUUACCUUUUGUUAAACCCCAGUGUGCUCACAAUUACAUUAAUAUUAACCAUACA
Molecule: messenger RNA, 3059 nt
Organism: Cyprinus carpio (common carp)
Lineage: Eukaryota; Metazoa; Chordata; Actinopteri; Cypriniformes; Cyprinidae
Product: E3 ubiquitin-protein ligase DTX3L-like
Exons: 8
Coding region: 148-2454 (768 amino acids)
Biological process (GO): Notch signaling pathway; protein ubiquitination
Source: RefSeq, a predicted model, not a curated record